Molecule: messenger RNA, 1331 nt
Organism: Nanorana parkeri
Lineage: Eukaryota; Metazoa; Chordata; Amphibia; Anura; Dicroglossidae
Gene: CBX8
Product: chromobox 8
Exons: 5
Coding region: 125-1159 (344 amino acids)
Source: RefSeq, a predicted model, not a curated record
GGGGGCGGAAACGUAAGGCAGCCAGUCAGAUGGCUGUACAGUUCAUCCUUUCACAUUAGCAACCAGGCUAGCAACAGGUAGUGACAUCACGGGGAGCGCGCUGCGCGGCCCCGCGGUGCUGAUCAUGGAGCUUUCUGCGGUCGGCGAGCGAGUAUUUGCGGCAGAAGCGCUGCUCAAAAGACGUAUCCGAAAGGGUCGCAUGGAAUAUUUUGUGAAAUGGAAGGGCUGGUCUCAGAAGUACAGCACUUGGGAACCAGAGGAGAACAUCUUGGAUGCAAGAUUAGUGUCAGCAUUUGAGGACAGGGAGAGAGAGAGGGAGAUGUAUGGACCGAAAAAAAGGGGUCCAAAACCGAAAACAUUCCUUCUGAAGGCUCAAGCCAAAGCAAAUGCAAAGACCUAUGAAUUCCGAAAGGACUCUUCUCGUGGCGUAAGAGUUCCGUACCCAGGUUGUCCUGCUCAGCAACUCCCACCUAGGUCUAGGGAAGGCUUAAGAAGUGCCCCAAAUUCUUCGCAAGAGAGCAGUGGGGCAAAUUAUAUAUUUAAUGAAACAUUAGGCAGGCCAGAUAUUGGAGGGGAGAGAUAUACCUUAAACAUUAAGAAAAAGAAACAUCACCGUGGAAAAGGACUCCAUAAGGAAGAUGCUCAGACCCGAAGAAUGUCUCCUGCAAACCAUAAUAGUCAAGUUGAACAUAUGACUGGUUCUACCAGGAUACAUGAAGUAGGGCCCCUAAAAUAUAAAUCAACAUACAGUGUAAUACAGCUUGCAAGACGGCAGAAUUCAGAACUGGGAUCAACAAGCCAGACAGAUCAUUAUUUCAUGCCUAGGGAACUUGGGCAUACACAUAAGACACAUUUUAGAAGUGAUCCUAAAAGCUCCAACUCCCAAGAGACAAUUGUCCCAAAAAACAGGCACAACUCCAGAUACCAUCAACAAGUGUCUGACUUCUACAAGGAUGCUUUGGUAACACAUGGGGGAAAACCUUCUCUUAUUGCUCGUAUUCCCGUGGCCAGGAUACUUGGGGAACCAGAAGACGAAACUUGGAGACCCUCAGCAGACAAUUUGGAGAAAGUAAUAGUGACAGAUGUGACUUCAAACUUUCUGACAGUGACAAUAAAGGAAAGCAACACAGAUGAAGGGUUUUUUAAAGAUAAAAGAUGAUCAUAUUUAAUAUAUUUGUAUAUGUAGCAUUCACAAAGUUAGGUUAUGUAGUAUUUUAUAUGUUUGUGUGUAAAUAUUAUAUACCCAUAAAUUUUUUCAUAAAUACAUGAACCAAUGUAAAAUAUAUUGUAAAAUAAUCAAAUAAUUCCUUAUAUAAAGAGAACAGUGAUGC